AUGCCGAAAAAAAAAAGCAGGAUCGAUGCGCAGAACGAGUUCGGCAGCCUCUUCUACGUGCCCAUUCCUCGUGACCCCGGGCCCGAGCAGCUACAAUCAGAGGAGAUCUCAGCUGCAUCCCGCGGAUAUGCAGAGCUCAUCCAGCACUGCAAGACGCUCUUUGAGGAGCGAGGUGCCAAGAAGGAGGUCUUCGAAGAGCCUGAGAGCGACGAGGAGGAGAAUGCUGAUGCCUUGCGCCAGGACACUGGCGUCGAGAACGAGAAGCAUGACCACCAAAAUCCACUUCUGAAUGCCUUCAAGCGUCAUGGCUUCAAUCUGGUGUACUUCUCGGAAGCCAUCAACGUGAUCCUGGUUGACCAAGCCUGCCAGACACACGCCCAGAAGAGAAGGGGCGUCAACGUGGCAGUGGCGCGGUACAUCUACCACAAGUUCGGGGCACCCCACUUGGAGAGGAUAGUCUCCAACCUUCGGGGCGACGUCCUCGUGUUCAAGGCAAGCCAGUGGGAUUCUGAGGAGGCCUGCAGGGCAGCUCCGUUUCCUCAAGAUGACAGCUUGCGCUUUCUGCAGAACAUGGAGAAGAAGCUUCCUGAGAAGCAGGAGGAAGACCUGCAGUUCUUGGUUGACAGGGCCGACUUGGCCUCAGUGAUGGCCAGCUGUGUCAUCUUCUUGAAGCAAAAGAACAAGCGCUCCAGCAAAGACUUCGAAGGGCACAUCGCGGAUCUCGAGAGAAAGGCGCAGCCCGAAGACUGGAGGAACAGGCUUCGGGACUCUGAUGGGCCGGACUAUUUGAUCAACUAUGUGAAGUACAAGUUCGCCUUGUCCUGGAGACACAAGCAGGGCAUUGCCAUCAAGGCGCUGCCAAGUGACAGUUCCAAAUUGCGCUUGACCUUUGCUACGGGGCUGGUGAACCUCGACCUGAACCCCAUCUUCGGCAUCUUUGAGAGGAAGAAGGAUGAAGGCGAUGGCGAGGACUGCUACGACUGCCUGAGCCGAACCGGAGGUACGUCUUCCAACGCUGGGAGACCAUCCCGCAUGAGCGCGACCCACCUGAAGCCUUGGAUUUGCUGA
Effrenium voratum is the source of this 1068-nucleotide messenger RNA. The record is from the annotation of a GenBank genome assembly. Lineage: Eukaryota; Dinophyceae; Suessiales; Symbiodiniaceae.